This is a messenger RNA of Capsaspora owczarzaki ATCC 30864, 2353 nucleotides long. Its product is annotated as BRF1 protein. The coding region runs from base 120 to 2297 and encodes 725 amino acids. The record is from RefSeq and is a predicted model, not a curated record. Gene Ontology annotation, biological process: transcription preinitiation complex assembly; DNA-templated transcription initiation; transcription by RNA polymerase III. Gene Ontology annotation, cellular component: transcription factor TFIIIB complex; transcription preinitiation complex; nucleus. Gene Ontology annotation, molecular function: RNA polymerase III type 3 promoter sequence-specific DNA binding; RNA polymerase III general transcription initiation factor activity; TBP-class protein binding. The transcript is spliced from 11 exons. NCBI's taxonomy places the organism in Eukaryota, Filasterea, Ministeriida, Capsasporidae.
UUUUUUUUUUUUUUUCUGAUAGCUUUUUCAGCCAAAUUCUCUCGUUUCUCGUUUUCCAGACGCCAAAACAACAAAACUCCCGUUUUCUUCUUCUUCUUUUUUGCUUUGUUAACUCAGUCAUGCUGUGCAUCUGCGGUGGCCAGGCAGAGACCAUUGAGGGCGGUCAGACGGUCUGCACAGUGUGUGGCGUGGUGCUCGAAGAUAAUCCAAUCGUAUCCGAAGUCACUUUUGCAGACUCGAGCAGCGGCUCGGCAAACGUUGUCGGCCAAUAUGUCUCCAAUGAAGGAACAAAGCCAUUCUCAUCGGGACCGGGUCUGCACGGUUUGGGACGCGAUUCUCGCGAGUCCACCCUGUCCAAUGGACGAAAGAAAAUCCAGCAGAUGGUCAGUAACAUGCAGCUCAACGCACACUACACGGACAUGGCGCACAGCGUCUUCCGCGAGGCCGUCGACCGCAACUUUAUCCAAGGCCGCAAGACGCUGAUUGUUGUGGCGGCCUGUGUUUACCUGGUUUGUCGUCAUGAUCAAUCACCAAUCAUGAUGCUCGACUUUUCUGAUGCUAUCUCGGUCAACGUGUUUGUUUUGGGCAACACGUACUCGCAAUUGUGCAAAGUCCUGCACAAGACUGUCCCCGUUGUUGAUCCUUCGCUCCUCAUUCUUCGCUUCGUCUCCAUGCUCGAGUUUGGAAGCAAAGAAAACGAAGUCUCGCGGACAGCCACUCGUCUUGUCCAGCGCAUGAAGCGUGAUUGGAUUCUAGUUGGUCGGCGCCCUGCCGGUCUGUGCGCCGCAGCUAUCUUGUUGGCCGCCCGUAUGCAUGGUUUCUCCCGCUCGCAACGAGAAAUUAUUCACGUCGUGCGCAUUUGCGAUAUGACCCUUCGACGACGCCUCGAGGAGUUUGAAGAAACCCCUUCGGGUCAACUGACCACGGUUGAGUUCAACACGAUCGACUUGGAACACGAGUGCGAUCCACCCUCGUUUCUUGCUGCCAAAAAGAAGGCAAAGCAAAAGGAGCGGUUGGCAGCGAUCGAGUCCGGUCAAAAGGCCAUCAUGCCCGCAGAACAGGACGCUGACAUGCUGCAGCUUGAACAAAUCGAGAGCGAAAUUAACGCCGUGCUCGGCGACGAGCCAUUGCUACUCCCAGAUGGCUCGGUGGAGCGGCCCAUGAACGCUCACCCUGUUGUGCCGUCGUCGGCAGCACUCCGAGCCACUCCGAUUACCGCAGCGGCUGCAGCCGCGAGUAGCCACGCGCGAAGAGGCAGCUCCGCACUGCCAGCCGUCUUCCGAGCAGGCGGAGCCAUCUCUGCAACACCCGCAAGUCAAGCGCCGUCGGUGCCGUUGACAGCCACCACUGGCGCCCUGGUAGUGCUCGGCUCUGCGUUUGAUCGGCCCGAGGCAAGAGCUGGCGAUGAAGAUCUUGAUACAGUUAUUGAGGACGAUGAAAUUGCUGCCGCGGUGCUUUCGCGCGAUGAAAUUAUCGUCAAAUCCAAACUAUGGCACCACGCCAAUCGCGAUUACUUGCUCAAGCAAAAGCAAAAACAACUGGAAAUUGCUGAUAACUUGGCGCGUGGAGUCGCCAUCAAGGCUGAUCCCGUUAAGCGAAAGAAAAAGCGCGAGCCACGAACCACAGAGCCCACAGAGUCCCAUGAUUUGACGCUGCGUCCCGCAGCAGUGCCGAAGAAAUCGUCCAACAAGAUCAACUACGAUGUCCUGCGCGGCUUGGGUCUGGAGCCUCCAGCAGCCGAGCCCGAGGUCCCGCUGUCUGGUCCUGCCCCGCACGCAUCCGCACGAGCUCGUGUGGCUGCAGCAGCCGCUUCAACAGCCGCUGCGUUGGGCGUGCCAGCGCCAACUGCUCUGUCGGACCCCGCCGCUUCGUCGAUCAGCAAGAAGGCAGAGCGUAAAAAGCGCAAAGCCGAGCGCCAGCAAACCAAGCGUCGGUUGCUGGAGGAGGCGAGUGCUGGCUCUGGCGCAGCCGAAAGCGCGUCGACUGCAGCCGCAGCGACUGCAUUGCAAAGUCCCCGCAAGCGGCUGGCCCUAGAGAUGGAUAAUGCCCCUUCUGCGGUGCCGGCUAUCAGUAGUAAAACCGAGGCCACCUCGGACAACGAAGAGGAGGACGUUGACGAUGAGGUGGACGAUGAGGAUCAGCUGCGCCGAGGCAAGCAAAGUCGAAUGCGAACCGAGAGCACUGCAUCGAUCGGCGACGACGUUGCUGCUCGAGAGUACGCUCAAAUGUUUUCACGCCGCAACAGCAUGGAAGCAGAGGACGACGACGGCGACCGCUAUUACGACGACGACGAGUAGUUUUUGUUUUUUUCACAGCUGUUUAUUUUGGUUAUCUGGUUAAUAACAUACAUGGA